CCCCUCCUCCGCCUCCCCUAGUUUCGUCGCGUCUCCUCCCCCGAAACCCCAAUUCGAAUUCGGAUUGGGGAUUUCGGCGUCUCGCUUCUGGGGAUUUCUCGGAUCCCGGGCUCUUUGCGGCCGGCUCGAUCUGCGGCUGUGGGGGAGUUCGGGCAGAGGAGUUUCUGGUUUGAUUUGGUUGGGGGGUGGGGGACUUGUUGCGGCGCGGGUUCCGGCGCGGAUGGCGUCGUCUCCGGUGUCGUACUGGUGCUACCACUGCAGCCGCUUCGUGAGGGUGUCGCCGUCCGCGGUCGUCUGCCCGGAGUGCGACGGCGGCUUCCUGGAGCAGUUCCCGCAGCAGCCGCCGAGGGGCGGCGGCGGGAGCGGGCGGCGCGGGGCGAUGAACCCGGUGAUCGUGCUCCGGGGAGGGUCUUUGUCCGGGUUCGAGCUCUACUACGACGAUGGCUCCGGCGACGGGCUGCGGCCGCUGCCCGGCGACGUGUCGCACCUCCUGAUGGGGUCGGGCUUCCAUCGCCUCCUCGACCAGUUCUCCCGGCUUGAGGCGGCGGCUCCACGCCCGCCGGCGUCGAAGGCUGCGGUGGAGUCGAUGCCGUCGGUGGCGGUUGCCGGAAGCGGGGCGCACUGUGCGGUGUGCCAGGAGGCGUUCGAGCCUGGCGCCGCCGCGCGGGAGAUGCCGUGCAAGCACGUCUACCACCAGGACUGCAUCCUACCUUGGCUCUCCCUCCGUAACUCCUGCCCCGUCUGUCGCCGCGAGCUACCGGCGGCCGCGCCCCCCGAGUCGGAGGCAGAUGCGGGACUCACCAUCUGGCGACUCCCACGCGGUGGAUUUGCCGUCGGGAGGUUCGCCGGUGGACCAAGAGAGCAGCUCCCGGUUGUCUACACUGAACUGGAUGGGGGCUUCAGUAACGGCGUCGGGCCAAGGCGGGUAACGUGGCCGGAGGGCGACGGGCAAGUGGAUGGCGGCGAAGGUCGGAUUCGCCGUGUAUUUAGAAAUCUGUUUGGUUGCUUCGGUCGGAGCAGUCGGCCGGAGAGUUCAUCGCAGUCUCGUAGUGGCUGAACACAGUUUUCUCGGUAACUCAUCUCCUAUUGAUAGUGGUGAAUAAGUAGGAUUUAGUAUAAGGGAACCCAGGUUAUAAGUUCUUGGGACUUUUGAUGUAAAUGAAAACCUUGCAAUUUUUUUCCCUUUCGUCUUGUUUUAAGAUUUUAGAGAUGGCCACGAGCUAAAUAGCAAACAACUGGAAAUUAGUUUGGAAAGCAAAUUAGGAGGAAGAAGAACAAGCCUUCAAGAAAGGAAUGACAGUGAAUUUAUUGAGUAAAUCGGUCGUUGCAGUGUUAUAGGCAGUGAGAGCUAAGUGCUGUUCUUACCUCUGUAUUGUUUGUGUAUAUACUGGAUUGGGCCAAGAAGAAUUCUGAUUUGCAAUACCUUAUUCUAAUAAAAUUUCAGCCUUUUCUUUU
Oryza brachyantha (malo sina) is the source of this 1455-nucleotide messenger RNA. RefSeq names its product E3 ubiquitin-protein ligase RDUF2-like. Gene Ontology annotation, cellular component: cytoplasm. NCBI's taxonomy places the organism in Eukaryota, Viridiplantae, Streptophyta, Magnoliopsida, Poales, Poaceae. The coding region runs from base 221 to 1057 and encodes 278 amino acids. The transcript has a single exon. Gene Ontology annotation, molecular function: ubiquitin protein ligase activity. Gene Ontology annotation, biological process: protein ubiquitination. The record is from RefSeq and is a predicted model, not a curated record.